GUCCUUUUCAAAACACAGGUAACAUAUAGUGCAUUUUGGUAUCUGUGGGAAUCAUGAUCAACAAUCUAUUACAGGCGCUCGCCCGGUUUCUGGAUCGCCCACUUUUCCCAUGGAAGACGGUGCUGGUUGGCUUCUCCUUAGGCCAAUAUGUCUUUGAGAGCUUCCUCUCAUUAAGACAAUAUCGGGUUCUCCAACGCACCAAGCCUCCCAAAGUCCUAGAAGGUGAAAUCACAAACAAGGUCUUUGAGGAUAGUCAGACAUAUGGUCGCGCAAAAGCAAAAUUCGGUUUCUUCUCCGGUAUCUAUGGUCAGCUUCAGAACUUGGUUUUCAUCUACUACGACUUCUUGCCGAAAAUAUGGGCUUUGACUGGCGUGUGCCUUGUUCGUUACUUUCCGGCCUGGUCACAGGGUGAAAUUGGACAUACGCUACUCUUUUUCUUUGCUUUCAACAUUCUGACCACUAUUCUAUCGCUUCCAAUCUCGUACUACAGCACUUUUGUCCUUGAGGAAAAGUUCGGUUUCAACAAGCAAACGGUGGGGCUCUGGAUCACCGAUAUGUUGAAGGGUCAGGCUCUCGGUAUUGUUUUGGGUGGUCCUAUCAUGGCUGCCGUGCUCAAGAUCAUCCAAAAGACUGGUAACGAAUUCUUUUACUACCUGUGGAUCUUCAGCAUACUUGUUCAGGUCUUCGCCAUCACGAUUUACCCUAUUGUCAUCUUGCCCAUGUUCAACAAGCUCUCACCUUUGGAAGCUGGCCCCAUCAAAACUGGCGUUGAAGAGCUGGCUCAAAAGCUCAAGUUUCCCUUGCAUGACAUCUACUCCAUUGAUGGCAGUAAGCGAAGUGCCCAUAGCAAUGCCUAUUUCUUUGGAUUCCCCUGGAAGAAGCACAUUGUGAUAUACGAUACUCUCAUGGAGAAGAGUGAGCCUGAAGAGGUUGUAGCUGUCCUUAGCCACGAAUUGGGCCACUGGAAGCUUGGUCAUACCACUAAAUUGUUCACAAUCGCUCAGGCCCACAUGUUCUACAUCUUUGCGUUGUUUACCGCAUUUGUCAACAAUAAGUCCUUAUUCCAAUCAUUCGGUUUCCACAAUGAACAGCCUAUCAUGAUUGGCUUUUUGCUCUUCUCGGAUGCUUUGGCACCUAUGGACGCUGUUGUGAAGUUCUUGAUGAACAUUCUCAGCCGCAAGUUUGAGUUCGAAGCAGAUGCCUUUGCAGCCAAUCUCGGACAGUCGAAGCUUCUUGCACAAUCGCUCCUUAAGCUCCAAAUACAGAAUCUCAGCACCAUGGAUGCCGAUUGGAUGUAUGCUAGCUACCACUACUCGCACCCCAUUCUUACGGAGCGGUUGGCUGCUCUGGGAUGGAAGGGUAAGGGAUCGGAGAAGUCAGAGGACAGCGAGAAGCCUGUCAAGGCGGCGGAUAGGGAAUUGUAACUCUAGAGACUGGCAAUGCUUUUGUUUCUUCAAUUUAUGUCUUAGCCAUAUGAUUGUUCCAUUAUAAUGGAUUUAUCUGUAUUCUGAACCUGGAACAUACGUGAAUGAAUUUGAAAUCAAGAAAUUUGCUGUCC
Messenger RNA from Talaromyces stipitatus ATCC 10500, 1558 nucleotides. Its product is annotated as CaaX prenyl protease Ste24. Gene Ontology annotation, molecular function: metalloendopeptidase activity. The coding region runs from base 54 to 1424 and encodes 456 amino acids. Lineage: Eukaryota; Fungi; Ascomycota; Eurotiomycetes; Eurotiales; Trichocomaceae. The record is from RefSeq and is a predicted model, not a curated record. The transcript has 5 exons. Gene Ontology annotation, biological process: CAAX-box protein processing. Gene Ontology annotation, cellular component: endoplasmic reticulum membrane.